Molecule: messenger RNA, 1892 nt
Organism: Tetranychus urticae (two-spotted spider mite)
Lineage: Eukaryota; Metazoa; Arthropoda; Arachnida; Trombidiformes; Tetranychidae
Gene: Tpr2
Product: Tetratricopeptide repeat protein 2
Molecular function (GO): protein binding
Source: RefSeq, a predicted model, not a curated record
UCAUAAUCUUUAAUGAAGCUUUUGAAUAAGCUUUUGCAGUUGGAUUGCCAGGAGCUCAUCUGAACCAUUGUUAAGAGUUUAAGCUUAAUCGAGGGUGGUAAUUAUCGUCUUGUAUUUAUUGAAUAUUUUACUUCUUAUUGCUCUUCAAAUUGUCCAAUUAAGUUUAUUAUUAUCAUAAUGACUAAACCAGAAACAUUAGACGAAGAAAAUGGUCCAUUGGCAGAGGCUAGAAGAUACCUUUCAUUGGGAGAUUUUACUCUGGCUCAACGAUCAUUGCAAGCUGCAGCCCAAAUCAAUUGUAAAAGUGAUGAAUACCAAAGAGAAAUGGAAAACUGCAAAACCGUAAUUAAAGCUGACGGUGACUGUUUAAAAAGUUAUGGCAGAAAAGAUUAUCGAGCUGCACUGUUUUAUGCUAACAAAGCUCUAACUACAGCAGAUAAGUGUAAUAGACUGAAAUUGAUGAAGGCCGAGUGUCUAGCAUUAUUGAAAAGGUACGCUGAGAGUCAAGAUAUUUUGACAAAGCUUUACCAAGAAGAUCCAAAGAACCCGGAUAUAUUUUAUAUUAAAGGAAUGAUGUUAUACUACCAAGACAAUGUUGAAAAAGCAUUCAGUAGUUUCACUGAAGCUCUCAGACUAUGUCCUGACCAUGCAAAGGCUCAAGCAGCCUUCAAAAGAGCCAAGUUGUUGCGGAGUAAGAAAGAAGAAGGGAAUGUUGCCUAUAAAGCUGAUAAACUGGAUGAAGCUCAUCAAAUUUAUACCGACUGUCUCACAAUUGACCCGCUGAAUACGAUGACAAAUGCUAAAUUAUACUUCAAUAGAGCUCUUGUAUGGGCUAAGAAAGGUGAACACAAGAAGGCUAUUGAAGAUUGUUCCAACGCUAUUAAAAACGAUGAACACUAUAUUAAAGCAUAUCUGAAGCGUGCUAAAUUAUAUCUUGAUUCGGAGAUGUAUGAAGAAGCUGUCCGUGAAUAUGAUUUAGUGUACAAGAAAGACAAAACAAAAGAGCAUAAAACACUUUUAGAAGAGGCAAAAUUGGCUUUAAAGAAAUCAAAACGUAAGGAUUAUUAUAAGAUAUUAGGCGUCAAUAAGGAUGCAAGUCCAGAUGAAAUUAAAAAGGCUUAUCGAAAGCGAGCUUUACUGCACCACCCUGAUCGUCAUUCAAGUGCUAGUGAAGACGAAAAAAGGACCCAAGAAACUCGAUUCAAAGAGUUGGGUGAAGCAUAUAACAUUCUUUCGGAUCCCAAAAAGCGAACCCGUUACGAUUGUGGUUAUGAUGAAGACGGGUCAAGUUACUCUGAAGUUUCCCCGAAUGACAUUUUCCGAAGCUUUUUCACUGAUAUGCCAACAAAUUUCAAUGGUGGAUUCGGUGGAUCGUCAUUCCCUUACAACCAAACAAAUUUCAAUAACAAAAACUUUCAAAAUAACUUCUCUUAUAUAUAAGACGUUAACCCGCUUAGGAGAAUGGAAUCGUAACACAUAACCUUUCAAAAGUUGCAAAAAUCCGCCAUCUCUCAUCGAUGAUCAUGUACAUUAACAUAAUCCAUUGUUAAUGAAUAAACAACAAAAAAAACUGAAUUUACCCUUUUCUUUUCCUGAUUCAUCCUUAAUUUUUAUAAUUACCUUUUCUCGGUAAUUGGCUCAUUGCUGCAACUUUUGAGAGGUUAGACUGUAAUAGUGACACAAAUUUUUUAUACCAAUUUGUACUGAGAUUGUUGAGUACCAUCUGGUGGACAAUUAGAUGUCCAACCAAAUGCAUUGAGUUUUUCUUGCUCUAGAUGGCGUCAAAAUCAUGGAUCAACUUUGUAAAUAAAAUCGUAAUGUACGGUCAAUAAACUUGCGGAGUUAAUUGUAAUGUUGUGAUUAAAAUUUAAGCUUGUAGCACUUUAAUUAAA